Messenger RNA from Periophthalmus magnuspinnatus, 1514 nucleotides. It is a transcript of the gene scamp3, whose product is annotated as secretory carrier membrane protein 3. Gene Ontology annotation, biological process: protein transport. Bases 371 to 1387 code for a protein of 338 amino acids. The record is from RefSeq and is a predicted model, not a curated record. Gene Ontology annotation, cellular component: trans-Golgi network membrane; recycling endosome membrane. The transcript has 9 exons. Lineage: Eukaryota; Metazoa; Chordata; Actinopteri; Gobiiformes; Gobiidae.
ACAUGACCACGUGGUUUCGCUCUUACUUCCUGUUCUCAUUUCUGCGCCCGAAAACAUCAGCGAUAUAUCUUAAUGUGGUAACAUUACGUACGCCUACAGGCUAGUUUGCGAUCUCCCAUAGCUAGCAGUGAAACAGUUAGCUUUGUACGUGCCUUAAAAAUACCUAGAAAUUGUCUUAAACUUAGCUUACUACUCACACCGCUCUGGAGCCUUAACGGGUUGGCUUGGAACCAACGCAGCAUUUGAUCAGGACGGCAGACAGGAGCCAGCUGUUUACCCUUUUGCCAACUUUAGCACGAUCAGCAACCGGUGACGACUCCUCUAAACACAACUAAAGCGUUUUCAUUUUAUAUCCAGAUUUACAAAGCCGAUGGAUGACAACCCUUUCCAGGACCCUGCAGUGGUCCAACAUAGCAGCAGCACUGGAUAUGCCACAUUGGACCUGUACAACCCGUUUGAUAAUGGAACUCCUGGGCCUCCACCUCCAUAUGAAGCCACUCCGCCUGCUGCCCCUCAACCUGUCCCUGCCACAACACCCCCUGCAAGGACCACACCCACCGAGCCACCUCGCAACUAUGGCUCCUACAACAACCAGACCGCUGUAAACGCAACAACGGCAGAGCUCCUAAAGAAACAGGAAGAGUUAGAGAAAAAGGCCAAAGAACUAGAGAGGAGGGAACGGGAGCUCCAGGCACACAGCCUUGGACCUGGAGCCGACCGACAGAAGAACUGGCCUCCUCUUCCCGCCUUUUGCCCCGUAGGACCAUGCUUUUACAUGGACAUCAAUGUUGAGAUUAGCCAGAGAUUCCAACGCAUUGUCACCAUCAUGUAUUACUUCUGGAUGUUUUGCACAGGUAAUCUUCUGCUAAACCUGAUUUCGUCUCUUGCUGCAUUUUGUGUGAGUUCGGACUCUGGAGUUGGUUUCGGCCUUGCCAUCCUCUGGGCUCUCCUUUUCACGCCAUGUUCGUUCAUUUGCUGGUACCGACCUGUAUACAAAGCUUUUAGGAGUGACAGUUCAGUCAACUUCUUUUUCUUCUUUUUUGUUUUCUUUGCUCAUUGUGGGAUGUCUGUUAUCGAGGCCAUUGGGAUUCCUGGAUCUGGAUUCAGUGGUUGGAUUGUGAGUUUGGUCGGUAUGAGGGCAAAUAUAGGAGUUGGCGUUAUCAUGAUUAUCAAUGCCCUUCUCUUCAACGCUCAGGCUGUGAUGGGAAUUUUUCUGUUAAAGAGGAUCCACAGCUUGUACCGGCAGACUGAUGCCAGUUUUCAGAAGGCUCAGGCUGAAUUCGCCACUGGGGUCAUGUCCAAUCAGGCCGUCCGUCAAGCUGCUGCCACGGCCGCUGCCAGUGCUGCCACCAACGCUGCCCAGGGGGCGUUCACUGCACCCCGGUAGAUGGAGAAGAGGUCUGAUGUUUGGGUAGGAGGACAGCUUUAAAAAAAAAUGGCCAAUGGAACUCUAACUUUAUUUAUUUUAACACUAGUGUCAACAAUUUGAAAGGGGAAAAACUGUCUUGAGCUCA